AUGUCGGUAGGUUGUCUGAGGUCGCGGAGGUCACCUGAGGUCGGCGAGGUCUCUGGAAUAUCAGCUAGGUUGUUUGAGGUCAGCGAUAUUCCAAUGCGACGCGUGGGAAAAUUGGCGGGUCCAGACGUGUGGCGAACUGGAGGUGGAGGAACUCCGAGCGGACAACCUGAUCCAACUUAUGACAUCAACCCCAGAAAGGUGGAAGCUGAUCGUUAG
Macrosiphum euphorbiae (potato aphid) is the source of this 216-nucleotide messenger RNA. NCBI's taxonomy places the organism in Eukaryota, Metazoa, Arthropoda, Insecta, Hemiptera, Aphididae. The record is from the annotation of a GenBank genome assembly.